Molecule: messenger RNA, 2572 nt
Organism: Penaeus monodon (black tiger shrimp)
Lineage: Eukaryota; Metazoa; Arthropoda; Malacostraca; Decapoda; Penaeidae
Product: calcium-activated chloride channel regulator 1-like
Exons: 17
Coding region: 164-2572 (802 amino acids)
Source: RefSeq, a predicted model, not a curated record
UAAUCUCAGGGUGCCAGAGACCAUUUAGCCUACUGAGGAAGCGUGUUUAAAAUCAGCCAAGAACUGAAACUAGUGUCUUUUCGUCUUCUAAGAGCGAGAGUAAUUUUCCGUCAAGAGGCUGGAAGACGCUCUCGGGCAUCGGAGUGGCAGACAAAAAUUCGACAUGGGCCGUUUUACGAAGGCUUUGCUUCCGUUGGUGGUCCUCCUCCAAGUGCUGUCACGCGCGGAGGGCGAAGUGGCUCUCGUAGACAACGUUUAUGAGGGCCUGGUGGUGGCUCUUGACCCGAACCUCCCAGCGGCGACGGAGAUAGAUCAGCUGGCGAUUAUCGAUAGUGUCCAGGCCGUGCUGACGAAGGCUUCGGAGGCAAUCCACGCUGCUACAGACACCCGCACGAGGCUUGGCUUGGUCACGAUUGUGCUUCCGAGGUCCUGGACGGUCGCAGCAGAGGCAGACGCAUCAGGACGAGAAACAUGGACCGAAGCCCAGGUGCGCGUGGUGACCAAUGGGCGCUACGGCGACACCCCCCGGGCCGAGCAGGGGGGGCGGUGUGGGGUCCCUGGCACCUGGCUGGAGGUGCCAGUGCAGUUCGCGCAAGACCUAGCUAUUCAGGCACGCUACGGCAGUGCUGGUAAAGUGAUGGCACAGGAAUGGUUAAAGUACCGUUACGGAGUGUUCGAGGAGCACGGGUACCCGGGGGACGAACGCUACCCGCACGCGUACCUCGACGUGCUGAGCAAUACGACGCGGGUCACAGGUUGCACCGACCAUGACCUGUUGCAAGGAGCGUGGGUUGACAGCACUGGCAUGGAGUGUGACCCCUUGGCGACGGAUGUUACCAAGCCCGACCCAGACUGCCGAUACCGAGCUGAUAGUACCACCAGCGACACUUCAAUGAUGUUCCUUUCCCACUUAGAGUCCGUGACACGUGUCUGUACAGCCCAGACACACGACAGCCUCGCCCCGACACGGCAGAACCGCCUGUGCCACGGUGCCAGCGUGUGGGAGAUCAUGGGACAGCAUGUCGAUUUUGCUGAAGGCAACAACCCCGGAGAAGGAGGCAGCGCUGACCCUACUCCCAGCUUCCGUACCGUGAAGACCACCAACCCAGCUGUUUUCUUGCUUUUAGACGACAAUUGUGGAAUAGAGAAAUCAGGAGUAGAUUGCCAAGGACUCAUUGUAUACAACGCCUUGAAGCCAGUAAUCGAAGGAUUGUUUGACCAAGACAUCCCGUACCUUGGCAUCGGGAAGUACAGGGAUAGGCUAUCUGCUAUCUACAAGACAGUCUUGCAAGAGAAGGAAAGUAUUGACAAGAAUGACUUCCUGGACUUCAUUCCUUUCGCCCCGAAAAAGGACUAUGUUACCCAGCCGGAAAAUGCGUUGGAAAAGGUCCUCAAUGCUCUUAAUAGUUUUACAGAAUACACGGGCGAAGUGAACAUCCUGUUAGUGCAGAUGAUCAAUACCAAUGAUCCCGGAACAAGCUAUCCGUCAUUGAUUUCGGAGAAGGUGAAAGUAACAAGUGUUCUUUACGGCUACGAAAAUUACAACAGCUGGUUGCCCGAACUCGCUGCCUUAACAGGAGGGACAUUUUACAUCAGCCCCACCUAUGACCCUAUGCACGCGAGACAGGCACUCAUCAGCCUUCAACCGGACCCCACUGAAGUUACUCUCCUGCGCCAGACUAAAUCAUUGGAAUCUGCGGUAACAGUGCCAAUACUUGUAGAUUCAUCCUUGGGACUUGAGACCUAUUUUUAUGCCAACUUUUCGGCGUCAGAAGUGAGCUUCACACUCAUCAGCCCGGCAGGAGAUGAGACGGAGAUUCCUUCGCCUUAUACUCAUACUGUGAAUGAUGCUGCAGUUGGUACUUGGAAAAUGGUGCUGAACAGUACAGAUGGGGGCACAGUCGACAUCCUGGUGACCUCGAAUCGCCGUAGGAACGGAAACGACGUGGAAGUCAAAACCUGGACGUCUGCUUCCAGUCAGGGCACGCUGGACUUGGACACCAGCGGCCUGAUCUUUUACGUCUCUGUCACGCAAGAGAACGUGGCUGUGAAAGGGCUGCACGUCACUGCCACGUUCUACUCGGGAAUAUCCACUGCGGGCCAAGUGUCUGUUACUUUAAGCGAUGACGGUUAUGGCGACCCUGACAUCCAACUUCACGACGGCAUAUACUCUGGUUACGUCACGGACUUCGGCUUGCACGCGUCCAUAGAAGCUGAAUUAUAUGUUGACGUCACAGUCCAGCCCUCUACCGGCUCACUAGCACCUCCUCCUGUGGGUAGCAGAGCUCUGCCCCAAGACCCAUUCGAAGAAGCACCAUGCUGUGGGUCUGUUGCUCCUGGAGCCGUGAGCCUCGAGGUAAAUAGAUUCAUCACUGGCUCGACUGCGGUCACCAUCCUCAACGGUCCUUCAUUUGGUACAUAUGACCCGCCUCCGAGCAGGAUUGAAAGCUUGGUAUCAGUAGCAGUGGAUCAGGAUGGGCCGGUGAUCGAGGCUGGCACUGUCAAAGUUACACUGAAGUGGAAUGCCCCGGGAAAGGAUUUUACGCAGGGAAAAGGAUUAAUCACCGGUUAA